Molecule: messenger RNA, 706 nt
Organism: Schizophyllum commune H4-8
Lineage: Eukaryota; Fungi; Basidiomycota; Agaricomycetes; Agaricales; Schizophyllaceae
Exons: 3
Coding region: 15-425 (136 amino acids)
Source: RefSeq, a predicted model, not a curated record
CCUCGCCAUUGUCGAUGGGGUCGUCACCGCCCAGCAUGGCAGGCUCCGCCCAUGCGGCGAUACCACGAGACUUACCGGGAUCCGUAGCCCCGUCGCUGUCUCACGGGUCCAACAGCUCGCGCAGCAGUACGCAUAGCUCGCACCGCAGCUCAGGACACGGCUCGCACCGGAGCCACGGCAGCAGUCGGAGCCAGACGUACCCGCCUAGCAGCUACCCCCCUCCUGUCAUCAUCCCAACCAGCUCCCUCGUCGAUUCCCCGCGAGGCACCCGGUCUUCCUCCUCCCAUAAAUCAAAGUCCCGGCAUGGCCACAAAGACUACGUACAAGUACCAGUCACCGUGCCCGGCUUUGACGUGAGGGGUCCGACCGGCGAACCUGUCCAAGUUUACCAAAGAUACUACCCUCAAUACCACCUCAGGCGAUAGACUCAGGCCAUCGCGCCUUCCAUGCCCCUUUUGACACUCUUGCAUGACGCAUGGACAUACACAUACGUACCGAACCGGCCAGAACGCACCUCUCGGAUCACUUUCUCCCUCACCUCUUGCGCCUCAGAUCUCUUGCUCCCUCGUGGAUUGGAGGAAUUAUGGAAAUACAUGGGUUCAAUAGUUGUACCGCUGUGGCUGUCUUCAUUAUACCUACUUAGUUACAUACAGCUGUGUAUCUUAGAGUCUCUUGGACGAAUGGAAUUUGUUGGUAGUCUUGACGC